This is a messenger RNA of Gamsiella multidivaricata, 401 nucleotides long. RefSeq lists its product as uncharacterized. Lineage: Eukaryota; Fungi; Mortierellomycota; Mortierellomycetes; Mortierellales; Mortierellaceae. The coding region runs from base 102 to 353 and encodes 83 amino acids. The transcript has a single exon. The record is from RefSeq and is a predicted model, not a curated record.
CAGGAUGUUGCGCGCCGGCAGCCUGUACCUCGCUCGCAUAACUAGGGCGUGCCUUUCCUCGCUUGGAUGGAGCCUCGGAGAAACUCAGGGCGCGCUUCUUGAUGCCGCUUCUCCUGCUAGUGCUGGCGUCUGCAGCAGAAGGCGCGUCUUGCGCUGCUGAGGCUGUGGAGACUACGGGGGCUGUGGGCACUGCGAGAAAGGUCGUCGUUUCUGUUAGAAUGGAAGCCGCUGAUGCGCUGGUAGUUGUCGUAGCCGUUGCCUCAGCUCUCGCUUCCUUGGCGACUCUGUUACACGUCGCUUUGAAGGUCCUUGUUUGCAAGAAUCCGAAGUACAGACUUAAGACAUCGACAUGAACUUUCUUGCUCUGCAGACCAUAAGCUAGCGUUCCUUUGGUGUCUUUA